CAGACUUUUAUUUUGAAGUGCUGGGAGCGCGCGGUCCGCCGGAAGCAGAGAAGAAGACGCAGACUUGUUUGUCGGUGUCAGCAGCAGUGGACUCACCUGGCGGACAGGUGCGAUCUCAGCCCGACCAGUCAUCCGGUCUGUUUCUGUGGACAGUCACUGCACAUCAGAGGUCAAAGGUCAUCUCCUCGUCCGCAGUCAUGGCUCUGAUCUCUCUGGAAGACCUUGAUGGAUUGGACGACGAGCAGCUGGACGAUGACAUCACCGACAACCCUGAGCCAAUGGAUGAAGACGACAGAUUGCUGAGUCACUGGCAGGCUGUCGCUAGCACCCACCAGGUGUCUGUACCUCCAGAGAUGACUGGACCGAUACAGGAAAUGACCAGAAACAGCCAGCAGAGGGAGUCCCUCCCCUUCACCCUGGUAUCCCGCCACGAGAAGAUGGGGGAGGUGCUGUAUGAGGAGCGAGUGUAUCCAGCAGGACACUGGGCCUGUGUGACCAGAGGAGAGGAUCUAUACGAACAGAGCAUCUCCAUGGCCUUCAUGAAACUGAUGCGCUUCAUCUGUAAAGAGAACUCUGCAGGCAGGUACCUGGGGAUGACGGUGCCAGUCGUCAGUAACAUCCACAUGAUGGAGGACAGUGUCACGUUUGAGAAAGAUGUGCAGACGGCGUUCUUCCUGCCCACCGAGUUUCAGACCAGCCCCCUCCAGUCCUACGACCCUGACAUCACCAUCGUCUACAGAGAACCAAUCAGAGUCAUCGCCAGGAUGUUCCGGGGGACGACCACGGAGGAGACGGUGAACCGUCAGAUUGGUCUGCUGUGGGAGAUCCUCGGCGACGCCGUCGAUGUCCGCAGAGACACCUACAUGGUUGCUGUGUUCGAGAACCCUGGUGUGCCAUACCGCAGGAAUGAGAUCUGGUUCAUCAGACGCGACCUGUAGAUGCCGUCCCAUCAUCCUCUGCUCUCGCCUUCUCCUCCUCUGAUUGGUCGGUUUGUCGUUACACACUUCCUUUAGCUGAUGUAGAUUUUAAAAGUCGAACUGACCAAUCAGAGGUUUCUAUUUGUUACACUUCCCACAGCAGGAGAGGCGGGAAAGUUGACCAAUCAGACUGCAGCAGCAGGUUUUAAUGUACUGAGCCUUUGAACAAACAGCUGGGUUCUGUUACAGGGUCUGAGGUCCAGGUCUCAUGAUUUAAAAAGUGUAGAAGAGAGAGUGAAUAUUUUUGUAAAUUGUAGUAAAGUUGGAGCAGAGCACUGGUUUUUAAACUUUAAACAGGUGCUUCCCUCCAGCAUGUUCAACACUAACAUUCUGCAGCUUCUCUUUAUUCUCUCUGCAUCUGAUGUGAAAUCAUUAAACGACCAAUCAGCUCUGUGAUGUUUGUGCCUGUUGUUAGUUCAUCUGUUGUUGGACAAAUGUUCUUUUUGUUGUGAAACACUUUAUUUAGGGUUUUGUGUACAAAACAUUAAAAUCUGAUUUUAACUCUGA
Molecule: messenger RNA, 1484 nt
Organism: Lates calcarifer (barramundi perch)
Lineage: Eukaryota; Metazoa; Chordata; Actinopteri; Centropomidae
Gene: soul4
Product: heme-binding protein soul4
Exons: 6
Coding region: 198-938 (246 amino acids)
Source: RefSeq, a predicted model, not a curated record